UCUCUGCCCGCCUAACGAGUGCCUAAAUGGGACACCUUUCGCACGAUGAUGCAAAUGGGUUAUUUAUUGAAAAUAAACCGGAGAGAUUUGACAUGGGGUCUUUCUAGUUCGCUGAGUGCAACUUUCUUAUUUUCACCUAUCCUUCUUUGUCCCCCCCGGUUCUAUACAUUAUACUGGUGACACUUCCCGGUACCGAAAUGCUCAGGCAUACAAAAUGAUGGCGAUCGGUUGUCCUAUCUGUAAUAGUCCCUACCGUGCCCUGAGCAAGCACCUGCUGAGGAACCAUAGUGUGCGUAAUUUAGUGGAAAGAAGAAUUCUGCUGUUGUUGGCGAAAGGACGGAUAAACAUUAGGCUCCAUCCCUGCAUUAUUGCAGGAUGCGAGUACAACGGGACAAGGCUGGACCGCCACUUGUACAGAAACCAUGUUGAGCUGUCCCGGCAGGAAUUACAUGUGGUUUUAACUAAACUAAAAAUGAAAGUGGCCACAAAGAAGCUUCAUGAACUCAGUUUGACAAACCCCAGAGUAGCAAUGAUUACCUCUUGGGAUGUUGACACUGUGGGUGAUGUUGUCCUGUCACAACCUCCACCCUUGUCCCCAGUGAUUAAAUGUGACAACCCGGACUGUAAGGAAUGGAGGAUGGAUGCAAACAGAAUGAAGGCUCAGAGGGACAUAUAUGCUGCUGAGGUGAAAUCCCUGCGCUGCAUGCUGCAGCAGAGGAUUCAACGUAACCGAAAGAGGAUGAACCAGAGGGCCGAGGACCAAGAGCGGGUGUUUCUAAGGAAACGAUCCCGAACAGAGUCAACACCAAAGAGGCUGUCCAAGUCCAAAGGUCCCUCCUGCAGGAAGUCCCCCAUUGCCUCUCACACACCUGUAUCCAGCUCCUCAGAACCUGCAUCCAUAGAUACCAAGGCCUCGUCAUCCUCCCCUCCCAUACAUUCCCCCUGGUUCAGCGGCAGGGGCCGGGGGAAUCGAAUGCGGGACAUUACAUUCCCACGCAUCAUGGAGAAGUAUCUGCAAGGCUACCGGGACCAUUAUGAGGGCAUCGAUCCAACAGUGAGGCUCCAAGAAAACGCAGUCUCCAAAAUAAGCAGAAUCAAAUCAUUCCUAAGCUUCAUGGCACACGGUUUCAAUCGCCUGUCUGACUGGCUCUUUUUGAGGGAUCUGAAGAGGAUACGUGGGUGGUCCCGGAGCCUGAUAAAGUCAAGCCUACAGGUCACGACAUCUGACUUCUAUAUCAAAAAUAUAUCACACUUUCUCAAGUACAUGAAUGAAACACCAUGCAAGGGGAGCAGGCUCAACCAGAAUGACAUGAUUUUAAUCACACGGGAAGUUGCUGCCAUCCUGAAGUCCAUGAGAAAGAAGGUGUUUAUCCACCAGAUGCAGGUGAAGCGGGACAAGAUGGAAGGUCUGCCAAGCCAUAAAGACAUCAUGGCAUGUUUGACUGCGGCCAAAACUCGCAUCCCUCAGCUCCUGGAUGUGAUGACCAGCAAUCCGACUCACGCAACCCGGAGCCUGCUCUAUGGGUACAUGACCCUCAAUUGGAGCUGCAUUUAUGGGCACCGUCCGGGGGUCUACUCCAACAUGACCAACACGGAGGUCCUAAAGGCGGAGAUAACUGGCACUGCCUUUGGCCACCUCAUCCACGUAAGCAACCACAAGACGGCCAACGCGUUCGGGGAAGCGCAGAUGUAUCUCACCAUAGAAGAAUUUGGAUGGAUGAAAAGGUGGCUGGAAAUCAAGGGGACGCUGACCGGCACCAACAACCGCUACUUCCUCUGCAUAGCGGGGAAGAACCCAUCGAGGAACCUUGCCACCUUCCUGAGGUUGGCAUGGGCUGAUGUUGGACUAAAAGGUCCCAUUAACUUCACCAACCUCCGCACAGUCCACGCCGAUAAUGCGAAGAGGUUUCAGGACAUAAGCAACCGCCAAAGAGUGAGUGAUUUCAUGUGUCACAACACUGCAACUGCAGACAAAUUUUAUGCCAAGAAUCCUUCUUUGAAGGAGGCUGCGGACAUACGAAUGCUCUUCACAGAGUCACUGCAAGCAGCGGCCGCAGCAGCAUCAGGGGUGAGUGAAGACAAUUUGGGGGACAUUGACAUCCACAGUGACCGUGACAGCUCUGGAGAGGAGCAUAGCCCUACUCCCUACCAAGACUCCACCGAUACCGAGACGUCAGAUGAAUUAUACAAAGACUUCAACGCUUGGAGAGCGGCGAAGAGGGAACAGUCAAUGGCCGAACACAGUCCCUCAGACACGGUGAAGAGAGGGUGCCAGCCUCUGCACCAACUUCACCCGAUACGGACAAUGUUGCCAGUGACCAACUUGUAA
This is a messenger RNA of Gymnodraco acuticeps, 2329 nucleotides long. RefSeq lists its product as uncharacterized. NCBI's taxonomy places the organism in Eukaryota, Metazoa, Chordata, Actinopteri, Perciformes, Bathydraconidae. Bases 215 to 2329 code for a protein of 704 amino acids. The record is from RefSeq and is a predicted model, not a curated record. The transcript has 2 exons.